Stylophora pistillata is the source of this 845-nucleotide messenger RNA. Its product is annotated as kelch-like protein 24. The record is from RefSeq and is a predicted model, not a curated record. Lineage: Eukaryota; Metazoa; Cnidaria; Anthozoa; Scleractinia; Pocilloporidae. Gene Ontology annotation, molecular function: protein binding.
UCUGUUGCUUGUUGUGUUUCGCGGCACUUCAGUGACCUGGUGCUAUCUGCAGAGGGAACCAAAUUUCACGUCCAUAGGAGCACGCUGUCCAUGUGGUCCCCAGUGUUCGAGAAAAUGUUCACGUCCGAUUUCGUAGAGAGAGACGCUAAAGAGAUAGCCCUGCCUGGAAAAAAGGCAGACGAGAUUGAAGUGCUGCUCAAGAUAAUGUACUCUCAGGGCAGAGCUCAACAAAUAACAGAAGAAAACUGUCAAUUCCUGCUGGAAUUGGCCGAGGAAUAUCAGAUGGACACAGUAAAAGAGCUGUGCUGCGAAUAUCUUUCCAGCAACGUACAAGAUACAACCUGUGUGAAGUUUUAUAUGAUCGCAGAAAGAUUUGGACUUGAUUCUUUGUUGAAAGAAACACUUGAGCAAACGAAAUAUCUGCCAUGGAAGACAUUAGAUCAGGACGCGUAUUUUGAUAAACUACCCGACAAAACCAAAUUAGAAAUCUGCAAAACAAGGAUACAAGAGCUUGAAAAGACUCUGGCUGAAUAUGUGAAUACAUGUUCAAGCCUUGUUGAUGUAGUGUACAGAAAAGUUGCGGAGAAAGUUCAAACCACAGAGUGUGAUAAUUACGAAGUUCACCGUUGCGGCGUGAGCGAACGAUUUAAGCUUUCUUGCAAGUGCUGUAGGAGGCGAGUUCAGUACGCAGAAUGUGAUUUGGAGUAUUGGAAUUUCAGAACAGAGCUGAAAAAGUUGUUUGAUCUGGAACACUGUAAUAGAACAGCUCGGCAAUGUAAAGGUUGAACAGGGUGAAAAAAUUAAACGCCGACCAGGAGCCCAUUACCCAGAGCUUCCAUCUUCCA